This is a messenger RNA of Erythranthe guttata (spotted monkey flower), 2115 nucleotides long. RefSeq names its product Glutaredoxin family protein. The record is from RefSeq and is a predicted model, not a curated record. NCBI's taxonomy places the organism in Eukaryota, Viridiplantae, Streptophyta, Magnoliopsida, Lamiales, Phrymaceae.
UCUAGAGAGAGAAAACCAGGAGGAAAGAAGCAGACAUCAGUUAAAAGGGUCUUCUUUUUUUCUUCCUUCCUUCUCCAGUUUCUCCGAUUCAAACUUUCUUACACAUCGAUCUUUUUUUGCAUGACCCGAUUGUCGAUUUCUUCUAUAUUCAUCGUCAAUCAUGCAUUAAAUUCGUUCUGUUUUUUUUUUUUUUCAUUUUGUCAGAAAAGAUUUGAUUUUUAUUAAAAAGGCAUCCCCAAUUUCAUUCUGGUAGUAUUUAAUUUCUUGAAAUGCAGGCGCACAAAAUCCCAGUUCUCUCGAUCGCUCCAAUUUUAUUUUAAGAUUUUUUUUUUUGUUCGUCUAGAAUCUUGUAAUUCUCUAACAAAUCCAUCACGCAGCCAGCUCAUUCAUAAAAGAAUGUCCUUUUACACCCUUUCCCAAAUCAAUUUAAAUAAACAAUUUUAGAUUUGUUUUAAAAUCCUGUUUAAUUCAUCAAUCUCUGUUUAUUUAUUGGGGAUUUUUUUUUAAAUCCCCCUUUUGCUUGUUUCUGCAAUAAUGGGUUGUGCGUCGUCGAAAGAGAAGGUAUGCCGGAAUUGCCAGGCACCUUAUUCUCCGGUGAGGCGGAGCUAUUCAAUGCACGUGCACCACCCGCCUCAAAAAACAGGGGACACCUAUCACGUGGUGGCGCUCACUUCAUCCACAUUGGGUUCUCUAAAGCUCGAUCCAUCAUCGAUUCAAAUCCAUCAAAUACCCGAAAACAAAGACGACUCCGAAGAAUCCCCGCCGAAUCAGGAUCAAAUCAUCGUAGAUGAUAAUAAAACCGAUGCGAAAAAGUCGGCUAAAGAGGAAUUCGCAAUGGGCAUGAUCGAGGCCAAGACUUGGUCAAACAUGAUCAACGAGAAAAUCCCGAAAAUAAUCCCGAAAACGCCCAUCCGAACGCCGCCCGGUGAGCCGGAAAUGAUCAACGCUUGGGAAAUGAUGGAGGGUUUAGAAGACAUUAGCCCUCUUAGGCCGCCAGCUCAUCAUUUUCGUAGCUUCUCGUUUCAUGUGCCGAACCGCUCGAGUCUAGCCUCCAUCGAUAUCGAAGAUCAACCAACUCCAAGAGUGAAAGAGAAAACCGGAGACGAAUUAUUUCCAAAUAAGCCCUUGUGGUUGGAUUUAGCAGAAACCGAUUCGAAUUCGAAUUCGAACACGAACUCCAACGACACUUCAAUAGUCUCCGAAUUCGAUCCGGAAGUGAUCGCCUCGUUCCGAAGAGCACUAGAGGAUCUCCCACCAGCCAAUCCGUUCCACCUCAAAUCAACGGACAAGAUCGCGCCACGCGGCACGGAGAAGUUGAUCGUGUACUUCACGAGUCUUAGGGGAGUGAGGAAGACGUACGAGGAUUGUUGCCACGUUCGAGUAAUCUUGAAAGGGUUGGGUGUUAAGGUAGACGAGAGGGACGUGUCUAUGCACUCGGGGUUCAAGGACGAAUUGAAGGAGCUAUUGGGAGAAGGGUUCGGCAAGAAAGGGUUGCCUAGGGUUUUUCUCGGCAAGCAAUGCGUCGGAGGCGCCGACGAGAUUCGAAAGUUGAACGAGGAUGGGAAGUUGGAGAAGUUGGUGGAGAGGUGUGAGGUGGUGGACGAUGGCGGCGGAGGUGGCAUUGGCGGCGGAGGUGGAAUUGGCGGCGUUGUUUGCGAGGCGUGUGGCGAUAUUAGGUUUAUACCAUGCGAGACGUGUUCGGGGAGUUGUAAGAUAUAUUACGAGGGAGAUUACGAUGAAGAAGGAGAAGAAGAAGUUGAUUAUAGUGAGCAUGAUGAAUAUGGUUUUCAAAGAUGCCCUGAUUGCAAUGAAAAUGGACUUGUUAGAUGUCCAAUUUGUUGUGAUUGAGUUUUAAUUAAUAUAUUUUUCAAUUUUUCAAUUUUUAAUUUUUGAAUUUUUGGGUGUGAGUUGGUUUUGGUGUACAGUGAGAAGUUUUGAUAGUUUGAUUAAAGAGAUAUUUGAGAAGAAAGUGAAGAAGUUUGUUCACUUUGGUGUUUGUUGUUGAAGCUGAAGACUACAUGUAAUAUAAUGUGAUGUAAUGUAAUGUAAUGUAAUAGUUCACCUUCAUACAUACACAUACAUGUUUUCUUUUAAGGAUAAGCUGUUUGGUCAUGA